AUGGAAAACCGUAACCGAGCGGAGUAUCAGCUGUCACAACCGGAGGGAUCGCAGCCGAGCAGUCCCAUCACAGGUCGCCGCAAAGGCAUUCUUCGGACGACCUCCUUCACGACACCCCCUCAGAUUACUGUGUCGGAGGCCGUCGAUCUUCCAAUCACCUCCACGACGGCCGUGAGCGCCUUCGCAGGCUACACCUUCCCGCGUGAGCCUGAGGGCGGCGGGCCGUCCCCUGUGACAACGCCUCGGAACUCGACCUCCCCGCAGGCCACGCCAAGGCGCGGUAGUGGCGGGCUCUUACGGUUUGGGGUUGUAUUAUAG
Molecule: messenger RNA, 318 nt
Organism: Symbiodinium necroappetens
Lineage: Eukaryota; Dinophyceae; Suessiales; Symbiodiniaceae
Source: the annotation of a GenBank genome assembly